AAUAAAUGCACCAACUGAAAAAGAAAAGAAAAGAAAAAAAAAAGGAAGAGAUAUACCCAAUAUUUCUCUGUCGGCCCCUCCCAAACCUAGGGUUUUAACCCGCACCGUCAAAAUCCGAUUCCUACUGGAGCUCCGUUGCUGGAUCGAUCUUGACACCGGCAAUGUCGCCGGCGUCGGAUAACUCCCUGUCGGAUUCUCAAACACAACGUUUAAAUGAUCUUUCGAUUGUUUCUCCUGAAGAAGCAACUGUAGAACCCGAUGAAGUAUUAUCAGUUAUUGAAUCUUUGAAGAGAAAAAUUGCUUCUGAACGUGCUGAUUAUAUUAAGAAAAGGGUAGAAGGAAAUACACAAAAGUUGGAGAAUUUGACAAAGGAUCUUUAUAAUUUGGCAACAGAGAGAAAAUGUCUUGAAAUCUUUGAUGCUGGCGGAAAAAUUGAUCUACUAUCGAAAAGACAAAAGGAUGCACUUGAUAUGCAAAAUGGCAUUGAUACCAGUAAUGGAGACGAUGAUAGUAAUAGCUCUGAAGAUGAUGGAUACGCCACUUCUGCAAUUCUUUUAGGAUCAAGUAUUGCAGUCAAGAAUGCCGUACGUCCCAUUAAACUUCCAGAAGUAAAACGCAUCCCUCCAUAUACUUCAUGGAUAUUUUUGGAUAGAAAUCAGAGAAUGACAGAGGAUCAAUCUGUGGUUGGUCGUAGAAGAAUUUAUUAUGACCAGAAUGGUGGGGAAACUUUAAUUUGUAGUGAUAGUGAUGAGGAAGUACUUGAAGAAGAAGAAGAAAAGAAGGUGUUUGCAGAGUCUGAAGAUUAUAUGCUGCGAAUGACUAUCAAAGAAGUUGGCUUGUCCGAUAUUGUGUUGGAUUUGCUAGGACAUUGCUUGUCUAGAAAGCCUAGUGAAGUGAAGGCAAGAUAUGAAGCUCUUGUUAAGGCAGAUGAUGUAGGCACUUCGAAGAAUGAGUUCACGGAAAGUUCUUUAGAUUUAUAUCUUGCCAAAGAUCUUGAUGCUGCUCUGGAUUCUUUUGAUAAUCUAUUUUGUCGUCGAUGUCUUGUCUUUGAUUGUAGAUUACAUGGAUGUUCACAGGAUCUUAUAUUUCCUGCGGAAAAACAAUCACCAUGGUACUGCUCCAAUGCAGAUAUGGAGCCCUGUGGACCAAAUUGCUUCAGCCUGGCCAAAAAGUUCGAAAGUAAUGCUACAGUGAUCUCUCCUCAGUGUGCUAGUCAUGGAGAAAAAUCCAUUCUGCCAUCUGAUGUUGCUAAUAAUACUCAGAUGCCAGGUAGGAAGCAUGUAUCAAGAAGAUCAAAGUCUUCAAAAGGUGAAGGUGCUCCAAAUGCAAAAAACAUCUCUGAGAGCAGUGAUUCAGAUAUAAGACCCGUAAAUGAUAUCACUUCUAAUGAGCGUUCUUCAUCUCCAUCAAAAAGCAAAUCUGACAAUAAAGAUGGCAGCAACAAAAGAAACAGCAAGCGAAUAGCUGAACAUGUUCUAGUUGCCAUUAAGAAAAGACAGAAGAAAAUGGCAGUAUUAGAAUCUGAUACUGUUGCAAGUGAAAGUCUAGGUUUCAAAGAUUUGAAUCUUCACUCUAUUUCACGGAAGGAAAAUGAAGAUGCAAGUCCAUCUUCACAAAAAGCACAAUGUCAUAGUACUAAAAGGUCUAGGAGGAAAAACUCUCCGGUUUUGGACAGUAAAAAUUCUUUGCAAGGCAAGGCUUUUGGUUGCAAAGUGAUGGAAGUUAACAGUGAAAAACCUGUGGCAAAUUGUGAUGACACAUUGGGGAAAAAUGAAAAAGUGGGUGAGAAUAACUGCAAACAAGAAGUAGAUGGUACUAAAUCUUGGAGACCCAUUGAAAAGGCUCUCUUUGAAAAGGGUCUAGAAAUGUUCGGCAGAAGCAGCUGUUUGAUUGCUCGAAACCUCAUGAAUGGUUUGAAGACAUGCUGGGAGGUUUUCCAGUACAUGAACAAUUCCGGGAAUAAGCUAUUCUCAGGCACAGGUGAUGGGAUGGAUGACAUUCUUGAAGGUGGUUGCAAUGGCGAUGGUCAGGAAAUCAUGGGUGAACCUCGAAGAAGAUCCAGAUUUUUGCGUAGAAGAGGCAGAGUUCGCCGAUUAAAAUACACGUGGAAAUCCACUGGAUACCAUGCAAUUAGGAAACGGAUUUCUGAGAGGAAGGAUCAACCCUGUCGGCAGUUUAAUCCAUGUGGCUGUCAAGGCCCCUGUGGAAAGGAGUGUCCCUGUAUUGUAAAUGGGACCUGCUGUGAAAAAUACUGUGGAUGCCCAAAGGGUUGCAAGAAUAGGUUUCGUGGUUGUCAUUGUGCCAAAAGUCAGUGUAGGAGCCGUCAAUGCCCUUGCUUUGCUGCUGGCAGGGAAUGUGAUCCUGAUGUUUGUCGAAAUUGUUGGAUCAGUUGUGGCGAUGGUACGCUUGGGGUUCCUCCACAAAGAGGUGAUAGUCAUGAAUGCAGGAAUAUGAAACUACUUCUCAAACAGCAACAGAAGGUACUUCUCGGAAGAUCUGAUGUUUCUGGCUGGGGGGCCUUCUUGAAGAAUACUGUUGGAAAACAUGAAUACCUUGGGGAGUACACAGGUGAAUUAAUUUCACACCGUGAAGCUGACAAGCGUGGCAAAAUUUAUGAUCGUGAAAAUUCUUCAUUUCUCUUCAAUCUUAAUGAUCAGUUUGUGCUUGAUGCACACCGGAAAGGUGACAAACUAAAAUUUGCGAACCAUUCUCCUGUUCCAAAUUGCUAUGCUAAGGUCAUGAUGGUGGCUGGAGAUCACAGAGUUGGUAUCUUUGCUAAUGAAAGAAUUUGCGCUGGAGAAGAACUCUUUUAUGAUUAUCGUUAUGAGCCAGACAGUGCACCUGCCUGGGCGAGGAAGCCCGAGGCAUCUGGUACUAGGAAAGAGGAUGCUGCUCCUUCAAGUGGUCGUGCUAGGAAGCAUACAUAAUUGAGUGCCCAUUUAACUGAUUUUUUGAUCCGUUAAUUCUCAUUCUUUUGCGCAACUCAUCAUUGACGACCACCAGAUAGAGCUUCUAAUCAUUCCAUUCCUGGAGAGGCCAUUGCAAUCUCCAUUUAACUGAUUAUAGACUUUUUUUUGUUUUGGACUAGGCCAUUCUCAGAUUUGAGUAUAUUCAAGCGGGAAAAUGAUUAUAUGCUUAGUAGCUUCAUCAAACAUUGUUUUUCAUGUAAACAGAGAAUGCACAUUGAUCAAUUAUUUUCCCAAUA
Messenger RNA from Solanum lycopersicum (tomato), 3205 nucleotides. It is a transcript of the gene EZ2, whose product is annotated as histone-lysine N-methyltransferase EZ2. Gene Ontology annotation, cellular component: nucleus; PcG protein complex. Gene Ontology annotation, molecular function: histone H3K27 methyltransferase activity; protein binding; chromatin binding. Gene Ontology annotation, biological process: heterochromatin formation. Lineage: Eukaryota; Viridiplantae; Streptophyta; Magnoliopsida; Solanales; Solanaceae. The record is from RefSeq and is marked provisional.